Molecule: messenger RNA, 1455 nt
Organism: Pleurotus ostreatus (oyster mushroom)
Lineage: Eukaryota; Fungi; Basidiomycota; Agaricomycetes; Agaricales; Pleurotaceae
Exons: 12
Coding region: 1-1455 (484 amino acids)
Biological process (GO): proteolysis
Molecular function (GO): aspartic-type endopeptidase activity
Source: RefSeq, a predicted model, not a curated record
AUGUUGCCCCAGGCGUUAUUACUUCUGCUAGUGGCUUUCCUGGCUUCCCCGCUGCAAGUUAAUGGCACAGUACCGACGCGGCUUGUAGUCCCUUCCGCGCAGCACAUCUCGCUGCCAGCUAUUCCAGGGUCAUCCCCUCGAAUACAGAAGCGAGCUUUGAACGAAACGAACAUUGGAAUAACGUCUGCUAUUCUGGCAAGCGACGGACAAUCGUAUUAUUCGAUUAUCGAGGUCGGCGGGAUGAAUUUCAGGGUGGCUUUGGACACGGCUUCGUCAGAUCUUUGGCUUGCAUCUUCUGCAUGCACAACGGAGACUUGCAAUGCUAUCCCGCGGUACCCUCUCUCGUACGAGAGCCCUUCGUUCGCAGCCGUCAAUGGAAAUCAAACUUCUUUCAAUGCUAGCUACGCAGACGGGACAUCUUCCAACGGCUUCAUUGCUCGCGAGAGGGUGACUAUAGCCAAUUUAACAAUCCCGGACCAGACGAUGGGGAUCAUUACCGAUUCCAACGUCACUCUUACGGAUAGAACGACUGGAUUACUUGGACUGGGUUUCCCCCGCCUCUCUAGUGUAAAUCAAACCGUCACAAACUCUACUCCGUUCUUGGUAAACCUCGCCCAACGAGGCCUCUUGGAAUACCCUCUAUUCGGACUUCAUCUUACCAGAAAUACCUCCGGCACAAUCUCGCUCGGGGCUAUCGAUGCUUCCGUUGUAAUGCAGCCAGCCAACAUUUCAUGGAACCCAGUUGUUCAAUUUGCCCCGUUCGCCUCCGAAAGUAAUGUAUCUUCUUAUCUCCAAUGGGCUAUCCCUUUGGGCGGAUUCUCUGUAAACCAUACUCGGUUGGCACCGAUGCCGACAUAUACCAAUGUCACAAACAAUAUGUCUAUUGCCUUGAUUGACAUCGGAACGCCCGGGCUAUAUGGACCUUUCCAAGAUGUCUCCCGCCUUUUCUCAUUGAUUGAUGGAGCCCGGCUUGUUGACACUUCUGGACAAUGGGCCAUCCCGUGUGACACUUCUGUACCGAUAUCCUUUACCUUCGGCGGUGUGAGUUAUGAUCUACAACCCUAUGAGUAUAUCAUCGGUCCCGCCGCUGGCAACCCGAAUCUUUGCCUGAGUUGGCCAAUGGCGGCGCCCCUCAGCUCAGAUGGCAUCGACUGGCAAAUCGGUGCCAGCUUCCUACGCAGUGUGUACUCGAUCUUCAGCUACGGUAUCAACCGCAAGGAACCCCCGAUGAUUGGCUUCUAUUCCCUCCGCAACCAAACUGCUGCGCCGUCGCCCAUAGAUGCCGUCUCCUCUGUAUUCGAAUUCAUCUCUGGUAUCUCCACCGUUGCCACCACCCUUCCCAACUUCCCCCUCCCCACGCCAACCUUUACCACCCCUCCCUACGCAUUCAACGCCUCAGUCCCAACCUCGAAUGGCGGCAUCGUAUCCUCCGGUCUGGCGACAAGCACCUACUAA